GUAAUUGGUGACGUCACCAACAUAGGUGACGAUUUAAACCCUGCGGGAGGCGGAUUCAGUGGUUGUUGCUCGCCCCCUUUUUUCUCUUCUACAUCCCGGUGACUGAAUCUCGUGAUGCCUUCGGCUGCCGUGGAGGAUCUGAGCGCUGUCAUGGACAUCUUCGUGCGCGAGUUCUGCGCCAACUGUGAAGGAGGCGCGGGGAGCGUCUGCAUGAGAAAGCACGCGCUGCAGAAUCUGCUCGUGAAGCACAUGCGGCCCUACCUGGCGGGUGCGUGUGACCCGGAUGAAGUGCGCAAGAUCAUGGCGGAUCUUCACAAGAACCAAGGCGCCAGCGUGGACUUCCAAGCGUUCAUGGCCACGUGGACGAGGAUCUUCGUGGCCGGCCAUGCCCCAUUCCAGGAGCGCGUGUUCCUCACCAGGGGGCCCUUUGGCCCGCCCAUUUCUGCUGAUAAGCCAAAAUAAAUCUCUUUAAAAUAUAUAUAAAAUGAGAUCGCUAAUAAAGUUACUGGCAAACUGGU
This is a messenger RNA of Petromyzon marinus (sea lamprey), 518 nucleotides long. The record is from RefSeq and is a predicted model, not a curated record. Lineage: Eukaryota; Metazoa; Chordata; Hyperoartia; Petromyzontiformes; Petromyzontidae.